AUGCUCACACGACGGGUCCUCCCCAGCCUCCGCACCCUCUCCUCUACACCCGCUCUGUCUCGUACCUUCGCAGCCUCCGCCCAGCAGCACGCAGACCGCGCGCCCGCACUCGCCGACAUCAAGCCCGACUGCGCAGCAGCGUUUGAUGCCCGGCAGCGCGAGUUCCGCGAGAAGCUGACGGGUGCUCAGCGGCGGAAGGAGGCUGCUGAGACCCGCGCGCGAGAGCAGGCGAACGAGGAGUCUGGGAGGAGGAAGGGUCCGCUUAAUAAGCUGAUUUACGGCACCAAGGAAGGAAGACAGAUGGACCAGGAUAUCGAGAGGAGCUUCUCUCAGGUGCUGGCGAGAGGGAAGUACGUCCACUCGAUCGUCUUCCACGAGGUCAAGCCAGACAAGGUGGACGAGUACACGCAGCUUGUUGGAAGCUGGUACCCGCGCAUGGCGAGCAUGCCUGAAAAUAAAGUCCACCUGGUCGGCAGCUGGAGGACUGAAGUUGGCGAUUGUGACACUUUCGUCCACAUCUGGGAAUACCAGCGCUACCAAGGCUACCACGCCUCCCUCAACGCCAUCCAGCACCACCCCGAGUUCCCCGACUUCGACCGGAAGCUCAAAACCCUCAUCACCAGUAAGAAGACAUCGCUAAUGCAAGAAUUCUCUUUCUGGCCCACCACCCCACCGCGUCAACUGGGCGGCCUCUUCGAGCUCCGCUCCUACACCCUGCACCCCGGCAACCUGCUUGAGUGGGAGACGCACUGGCGCCGCGGGCUGAAGGCCCGCAGGGAAGUCAUGGAGGGCGUUGGAGCCUGGUUCGUGCAGAUUGGCGAGCUUAACACGGUGCAUCAUCUUUGGCAAUUCGCGGAUCUGGAAGAAAGGAAGGUGCGCAGGGAGCAGAGCUGGAGUGUGGAGGGCUGGGGCGAGACGGUGCACAAGACUGUGCCGUUGAUUCAGACCAUGAGGAGCAGGGUCUUGAUUCCGUGCUCAUGGAGCCCGGUUGCGUAA
Molecule: messenger RNA, 996 nt
Organism: Coniosporium apollinis CBS 100218
Lineage: Eukaryota; Fungi; Ascomycota; Dothideomycetes
Exons: 3
Coding region: 1-996 (331 amino acids)
Cellular component (GO): mitochondrion
Source: RefSeq, a predicted model, not a curated record